Molecule: messenger RNA, 6843 nt
Organism: Arvicola amphibius (Eurasian water vole)
Lineage: Eukaryota; Metazoa; Chordata; Mammalia; Rodentia; Cricetidae
Gene: Pabir1
Product: PP2A Aalpha (PPP2R1A) and B55A (PPP2R2A) interacting phosphatase regulator 1
Exons: 1
Coding region: 116-976 (286 amino acids)
Biological process (GO): mitotic G2/M transition checkpoint
Cellular component (GO): nucleus; cytoplasm
Molecular function (GO): protein serine/threonine phosphatase inhibitor activity
Source: RefSeq, a predicted model, not a curated record
GCCUGCUGACAGAUUCUCGAAGGCGGCGGCGGCGGCGGCGGCGGCGGCCUUCGGCCGCGGGGAAUGGGAAUCUCAGGGCCCUGACUGAGCACCGCCCCCGCCUCCCUGCCGAGACAUGGCUCAGGAGAAGAUGGAGCUGGACCUGGAGCUGCCCGCGGGCACGGGCGCGAGCCCGGCGGAGGGCGGUGGCCCGGGCGGUGGGGGCCUCCGGAGAUCUAACAGCGCCCCCCUGAUCCACGGCCUCAGCGACUCCUCGCCGGUUUUCCAGGCCGAGGCGCCCAGCGCCAGGCGGAACAGCACGACGUUCCCGAGCCGCCACGGCCUGCUGCUCCCGGCCUCGCCGGUCCGCAUGCACAGCAGCCGCUUGCACCAGAUCAAACAGGAGGAGGGCAUGGACCUGAUCAACCGAGAGACGGUCCACGAGCGCGAGGUGCAGACCGCAAUGCAGAUAAGCCACUCCUGGGAGGAAAGUUUCAGCCUGAGUGACAACGACGUAGAGAAAUCCGCCUCUCCAAAGCGCAUCGAUUUCAUUCCGGUGUCUCCAGCACCGUCCCCCACCCGGGGAAUUGGGAAGCAGUGUUUUUCACCAUCCUUGCAAAGUUUUGUGAGUAGCAACGGAUUGCCUCCAAGCCCUAUUCCCAGCCCCACCACCCGGUUUACUACCCGGAGAAGCCAGAGUCCCAUCAACUGCAUCAGACCAAGUGUUCUUGGACCAUUGAAAAGAAAAUGUGAAAUGGAAACUGAUUAUCAGCCAAAGAGAUUUUUCCAGGGCAUCACCAACAUGCUGUCUUCUGACGUUGCACAGCUGUCAGACCCCGGCGUGUGCAUAGCCUCCGAUACCCUGGAUGGAAACAGCAGCAGUGCGGGAUCUUCCUGUAACUCACCAGCGAAAGUCAGCACUACCACCGACUCUCCUGUGUCGCCUGCCCAAGCAGCCUCCCCCUUUAUUCCAGUAGAUGAACUUUCGUCUAAGUAAUUCACCCGUCUUGAACCCCCCUCCCCCAAUGGAGAGAGAGACAGAAUCAAGUUAGAGCAAGCACUGAACUUUGUCGAUUAAGUUGAGGCUGUUUCCUAUUUGACUCUUUCCCUUUUUUUUUUUUUUUUUUUUUUUGAAGUUCCUGAAAUGUUAUUCUAGAGAAUUUCUAUGUCAGGUUCCUGCGGACGCCCUUGAAUUCAGUGUAGUAAUAUUUUCGGACUUUUUAUCAAUAAGUGUGUUGAAGCAUACAUUUUACGCUGCUAAUAUGUCUAAAUACAUAUGUUAUCCCUUGAUUUUUUAAAUAAUUGAGAGCUCUAUUUAUUUAUGGGAUUAUUAAGUUCUGAUGAAAAUAUAAAUGUUGAAUUUCAGUUUAGUAAACUGAUGUUUUAAAAUUCCAUAGUUCAUGGCACACUAAUUUUUAGUGUUUUUAGUGAUUACUGUUUUCCAUCUAUUGAAGAACUUACCUUCUUACAGCUUUAAAGAAAAAUGUUAGUCAUAUCAGUCCAUUGGUUGUCAGUUAACUUAGGAGUCCUUGGAUAUUUAAUGUCCUAGGCACAAAAGUAGAUGAGAGGGGAAAUGCCAAAAAGAAAAAUAACAUUUUUCAGCAAAUAUUUUAAAAUUAAGUAUAUAAAAGUAAACAUUUAAGAAGGACAUUUUCUAACGAAAUUUUAAUAGUGAAGUCACACCAGUAUAACUUCAGAAAUGAAAAGUUUCUUUUUGAAAACAUUUUUAACCAGAAAGUGCAUUCUCUUGGGUAUAAUCCUUAAAGUUCAACGGGACUGUGCCUUGUUGUCUUAGCUCACUGUAGAAGGCGAAGGCAAGGCUCUUGUUCCAUGUAAAACUUGACAUUUGUGAAGUAUAGAUGUUUGGGAAGCCCUAUUGAAUGUUGGGAGAACACCCAGACAGACGGUAUUCUCUCAGUCAUUGAUAGACUUUACUAUCCAGUCAUGUCUUGAUUCUUAAAAUUCUUGCCAAUGAGAAGCCCGAGCAGCAUUUGGCUGCUUUUCUGCUCUGCCCAUCUGUCACCUGCUCAGGAAGGAAGCAGCUGUUUCCUUGCCAACAGGUACUUCCUACCCCCUACCAAGCUAGGACAUAGACCAAGGUACCUCCGACUUGAAUUCUGACGGAGUGAUGCAUCUCUAUGGUUGGAGCUACAUUAGCAACAGUGGAAAUGUAACUUGAAGGCUGAUGGGGUACAGGAGAUCAGUGGAGAGUUGCAACGUAAAUCAUCACUUAGGUUUGCGUAAAGGUGCAGUUAUGGAGUGCUUUUGUUUUGCGAUUAAGAUAAAUGUCAAAUGGUUUUUAUAUUGUACUUUAUAAUACUUCAUCUAUCCUAGAUAGACAAGGCAAGCAGACAGAGACAGAUGAAAUGAAUAACAGAUCAACAGGAAAAGGUUAAAAAAUAAUACUUUAAGAAAGACCAUGACAAAAACUCCUUUUUAAAGUUAUUGCCUACAGAUUUUAAGAAUUAUAUGGAAUUUUUACAACUAUGAGAAUAAAUGGAACUGGUCAACUCUUGACAGUUGCAUCAAGUUUCAGUGAAAUAACAUCAAGGGUAAGGUUGUGUCUGUAUGUGUAACAUUUCUGGGUACUAGUGUAUUUUGCUGACACCCUGACUGUUCCUCAGCUUAAACUUACAUCAUAUCCAGUUUCCUGUGGGGUGCUUGACCUACUUAUAGAGGAACUUUAAUAACUUCAAAACAAGAUUCACCGCCACAUUUAAUGUGUUCUUGCAGGUUGAUGCCAUCGAUGCCUCAUUUCCUAAACUGGAUGCCAUGUGACAUCUGACUUCUUCCUGUCAAAUACAGCGUAACCACCAAGUUCUGUCAGUUUCUUCUAAAGUGUGUCUCAGUGUGUCUCAUGUUCUAUUCCAGCUCCCCUUGUCACCUGCCUUCCUGUGUCUCACCUACCUUAUGGCUUGGUCUUCACACUGGAUCCUGAGUAAUCUUAAUACAUUAUAAACUUGAUUUCUUUCACUUUCAUGCUCAAAACCUAUAUUGUUUCUGUCCUUAUAGUUUAGGUAGUUCUGUAUAGUUUCUGACUAUAAUGACCUGUAGUGGUGUAGCUGUUCCCUAAAGGAGCUCCAGUCCUCUCAUCUCAGAAUUCACCUCCCUCCUGCUGCUGCAGAGACUAGACUACUUGGUAAUCCCUAAAUAGACUACAUAUUCUUACAUGUUUGCACUUUUAAAAUGUAUGUGUUUGUAUAUGUGUGUACAUGUGUGCUGCAUACACACAAUGGUCAGAGGAAAAUAUGUAGAGUUCAUUCCUUUUAUCAUGUGCAUUCUGGGAGUCAAACUCAAGUCACCAGGGGUGUCAGCAAGUUGUCAUGUCUUGCUUUUUGGUAGAUUGUUCUUUCUCCCCCAAUGAUAUUCCAGCAAAUGCCUUUUUAAGUUUGUGUGUGUGUGUGUGUAUACAUGCGUUGUGCACAUGCAUACACACAAAGUCAGAAAGCAGUUUGUGUGAACUGAUUCCUUUUACAGUGUUGGUUCCACUUGUCAGCAGAAGCCUAAAUUUACCCACUGACCCAUCUUGAACCAACCUUCCUACACUUUUUAAUUCCACAUGAACUUCGACUGAAAACUGUGUAUAUAGAUUAUAAAAUACUUAAGUAAUAUAUACAUGUAUAUAGUUAAAAAUAUGCCAUUUACUAUGUAAAUUUCAUUGUCUCUUCCUACAGGUAACAUCUGCUGACAGUUUGGUGUGCACUCUGCAAGCUGUGAUGCUCUGCAUUUCCCUGCAUAUGUAUGUGCAUGUAGAUGCAGGGCAUCAAUAUGCGUUGGCAGUUCUCUCCAUCUCUUUCACUUCAUCUUUAAUCCCUCACCAGGUCUUACUGAUUUUAUCUCCUGGAAUCUAACUCCCGGUUUCAAUCUCUGCUGCCAGCAAGAUCCAGGCUAUUGUAUCCUUCUUGGGCUUCUCUCCCAGUGGUGCUCAGCAUCCUCACUCCUGUUUGCUGUCUCUUCAUUUGCUCAGCGUUACCCUUUUAGUAUUGCUUGUUUCUUACUUUUAUGAGUGUACAGAAUGCAUCGGUUCUGGCUCGGGGCGCUGAAGGAUUGGCCCUUGCCUCUUCCUUGUUUCUGUUCGUUUUUAGUUUCGCCCUCGCUAGUUAGCUCCUCUAUAUGGGUGUUUGCCUGUGUGGGUAUUGUGCACCUUGUGCAUGCCUGGCGCCCACGGAAACCAGAAUAGAGCCUCAGAUCUGGUCUUCGAUAACUGGAGUUACAGACUGUUGUGAGCUUUCAUGUGAGUGCUGGGAAUUGAACUCGGGUCCUCUGGAAGAGCAACCAGUGCUCUCAACCUUUGAGCUGUCUCUCCAGCCCUCUCUUUCUGCUUUUUAAAUGCCUGAUAUUCACUCUUACUGCUUCCUUUCACCAGGUUGUUUUCCUACAAUGUAUGAAAGCCUUUAUUUUCCUAAACUGCUGCUUUUCUGUAGGUGGUAAAUCUUAAGUAAGCUAAGACUCAGCAUUUGUAUGAGUAAUUUACAUCACCAUGGCAACUUGGACCAUUCCUCCUUAGCUCACGUGGACAUUUGCUUCCAAAAACACAUUUUUAAGAUAUUAGUGUCACCGGUUCAGUAACUCUGGCCUAAAGCAAUUAACAGCACUUAGUUAAAGGGCCAUUUUGUCAUAUCUAAUGAACUUCUGCAGUACAUUUUCUUUCCUUGUGGGUGUAAAAUAUAUAUCGUGAAUGAACAAAAUCACAAAUGGUUACCAAACUGGAGGGCUGCUGGAUGCUGGGCCUUUUAAGCAUACUUAAAAGUGCAUGCCCUCCAGAAGGACCUGGGUCAGGUUGCCUUCCAGCGAGUCACAUUGAUUAGUUCAACCCAUUACACAACCUACCUACCUCAAGAGACCACUUGAGAUAGUUGGCAGGGAAGCAAGUAGUCUGAACUUAGUGAAAGGCUGGAUUUUUCCCCCUGUAUUUUUUGGGGGGUGGGGUAGGGAUGGGGAGAAAUUGAUAGAAAAUUAGAUAGGAAGUUGCUAUAAGAUGAGGCAGGGAAGGAAAUGUAAACUACAGUCCUAAGUGGGUUUCAGAAAAGAAAAGACUUGCCCUUGGAAAGCAGAACUAGAAACCUGGUUUUCUUCUUCAAACCGAAUGAAAAGCUGUUGGUUUGCUUCUGCAGUGGUUUGGGGGGCAGAGGUGUGGAGGAAGACUACACAUAGAAUCAGUAGUAAAUUAGCUUCGCAUCUGCUUCCUCCAUCUAGUUAAUGAGGAACAUGGGCUAUUUGAGGGCAGGGUCCGAAGUGAAUUAAAUGAUUAAUGGCCUGAGAAUGUGUGAAGGAGAGGCUUAAGAAUGAAUAGAGGGCUAGGCCAGGCCACAUUGGAUUCUAUUCGCAUCCGCACAACGAGGUGAACCGAACUGACUAGGUUUGGGAGUGAGCUAAGUAGAUACUAGUUAAUGUGAGCUGUGGCACAGUUGUUCCUGGGAAAAGUGCAGUUGAGUGAGAGGCGUUGGGAAUGGUCAGAGGAUGAGUGGGAAGUGGUGCCCCACCUAUUCAUGAUCUAACCUUAUAACCUGUCACACCGAUAUGGAGAACCUGGUCUCACUGCGGCACUUUAAACUGUAAUUUUCACAGUUGAUCUUAUUUAGCUAGAAGAACAGCCCAAGAGGCAAGCUUCCACCUGAACUCCACUUACUUGGUAGACAUUUGUAUCCUACUGCCCCUAAGAACCAAGACACAGUUUGUUGACAACUAAGGAUUUUUUUUCUGAAAAAUUAAAAUAAUCUUUAUAUAAAAUGUAAUAAAAUGCUUUCUGUGUAUCCAGCAUUUUUAGGGGCUAGUUUUCAGUGUAAUCAUUUUACUGUUUACUGAGAUGAUCUUGACCCUUGUUUUUUGAAUGAGGAAAUAGGGGUAGGAUGGUGAGGACACUUGCCUGGGAGUCCGAAGCUGGAAGCUUCGCUGCUGGUUGCAGUGGUUAUGAACGGACUGCAGAGCCAGGCUGCUGUGGUUCAGGGAUCAUUGGAUGGAUGCAAGGACCUAACAACAGUACAGAACAGUGAAGGACAUUGUGCUGACAGCUGUCAUUAUCGUGUGCUUCUGAGCAGUUCUUUCCCUCUGUAACCUCCCUUGGAUUUGGGUCCAGCUCACUGGAACUGCAGAACAAGUCUUAUUUCUCCUUUUUAGCUCCUUUACGAAUCCAGAGCACUGAUCCUUCUCUCAUGGCUACUGCUUGCUCCAGAUUUUAGAGACGUUGGCUACUUUCUUCAGUGAAAUAAGGCCGUCAGAUGACAGUUCUCUCAGGACCCUUUGCCUUACCAGGUGGGGAGGUCAGGGUCAUCUAGUAACAUAAAUUUUUGUUGACAAUAAUAAAAAUAAGCAUCAGUAUUGUAUAUUGUUUAUAUCUGGAAUAUCUCCAUGCAGCAUUCAGUAUGGGCUCAGGCACCAUUUUCAUUAAACAGCUCCCUACACACACACAUACAUCACACUGUUUAACCCUUAUGAUAACCCUCUGAGGCAGAUAGUAUGAAUUUACUAUGACUCAUAUGAGAAAAUCAAAUUUGUCUUUUAAAAUGCCAUUUUUAAUAUUUCCCUUUUGAAUUUAGUUCCUUUUUGUUUUUUCUUGGUUAUUUAUUUUAUUCGAGAAGACCGUUUCCAAGCUAGUUAAUGCACUUGCUAAUUGUGUGAGUGUUACCAUUCUGUUUUUAAAUCAAAUGAUAUAUUUAUUUUGGAAUGACUGUGUUCCAGGAAAUGAUCAGGAAGAUUAUUGUCUUUCAUCAGAGGUGAAAUACUGAUGUGUGUGUAAGGAAAUCAUUCUAAAGCUUCACAUUUUAAACUGAUUUGCUAUUUGAAACCAUAAGAGAUACUCAAACCCUCCCUCUUUUAUUGUUUGGUCUAAAUAAAUAUAAGAUUUGUUAUCCUGUUGAAUAUGGA